This is a messenger RNA of Frieseomelitta varia, 806 nucleotides long. RefSeq names its product histone H2A. The coding region runs from base 61 to 435 and encodes 124 amino acids. Gene Ontology annotation, molecular function: protein heterodimerization activity; DNA binding; structural constituent of chromatin. Gene Ontology annotation, cellular component: nucleosome. The transcript has a single exon. The record is from RefSeq and is a predicted model, not a curated record. Lineage: Eukaryota; Metazoa; Arthropoda; Insecta; Hymenoptera; Apidae.
CCGAGGAAGAGAGUUCUUUAUCAUUUUUCGCUUUCGUGUAAACAAUCGCUGAACGAGAAAAUGUCUGGACGUGGAAAAGGUGGAAAAAUCAAGGGAAAGGCGAAGUCACGCUCGAACAGAGCUGGUUUGCAAUUCCCUGUUGGUCGUAUUCAUAGACUGCUUCGCAAAGGAAAUUAUGCUGAACGAGUUGGUGCUGGUGCACCAGUUUAUUUGGCGGCUGUCAUGGAAUAUCUAGCUGCUGAAGUAUUGGAAUUGGCUGGUAAUGCAGCCAGAGACAAUAAGAAGACUAGGAUCAUUCCUAGACAUUUGCAACUGGCCAUCAGGAAUGACGAGGAGUUGAACAAAUUACUUUCUGGAGUAACCAUCGCCCAAGGUGGUGUUCUACCAAAUAUUCAAGCUGUUCUGCUGCCCAAGAAAACUGAAAAGAAGGCAUAAACCAUUUUCUUCACCACUUGACUUUUGCACGAAUAACAAAUCGGUCCUUUUGAGGACCAUCAAUUCCUUUUACGAAGAAUAAUCUCAAACUAAACUGAUUUCUGACUGACAAUCAUUGUUCAUAUAAAAAAUAAUUUUUGAACGUCGAUUAGGAAUAGGAUACGCAUAAUAUUAAAAUAGAAUUCGGAAUCUGACGAGUGAGAGAUGCAUUUAUUGUUAGCGUACACUUAAAGAAAAUUGUUGAUAGGAGAUUGACCUUCGAUGCAAACUAGAAUAGAUGCGUACAUACGUAAAAUGUGUCUACAUUUCUGAUAAUUUUAAACAGUAAUAAUUUGAACAAUGGAACAAGAGACAUACUCUUCAUUAAAAAG